Molecule: messenger RNA, 3898 nt
Organism: Synchiropus splendidus (mandarinfish)
Lineage: Eukaryota; Metazoa; Chordata; Actinopteri; Syngnathiformes; Callionymidae
Product: prenylcysteine oxidase-like
Exons: 7
Coding region: 200-1705 (501 amino acids)
Biological process (GO): prenylcysteine catabolic process; prenylated protein catabolic process
Molecular function (GO): prenylcysteine oxidase activity
Source: RefSeq, a predicted model, not a curated record
AUUGCCGGAAGAAGAUGUUCGAUAUUUGCUGUGCUGCUGUUCGCCGUUCGAUAUUGACGUCUGCUGCGCCGCUCUGCGUAGAUUUUAUUCGUUUUGACGAACACAAAAUCUCUUGGGCUAUUUUAAUCAUGAUAGGCGCUUGAUAACCGACAGUUCGAAGCUUACGUUAGCAGCUAGCAGGAGCGCUCGUCCUCCCGUUAUGGCUGCCGGUGCGGUCCCGCGCCUCUUCCUGCUGCUGGCGGUCCUGUCGGCCGCCGCCGAGCCCGAACAGCCGCGGCACGUCGAUGGAGCCCCGCCGUCCAAGAUAGCGAUUGUGGGCGCUGGCAUCGGCGGCAGCGCCACCGCUCACUUCCUGCGGCAGCACUUUGGCCCCGAGGUUCAGAUCGACGUGUAUGAGAAGGGGGAGGUCGGAGGACGCCUGGCCACUGUCACCGUCAACCAUCAGGACUAUGAGUCUGGAGGGUCCAUCAUUCACUCGCUGAACCUUCACAUGCAGGAGUUUGUCAAGAUGCUGGGGCUGAAGUACCGUCGCAGCGUCGCAGGGAAGACAGCCGUGUUCAACAGUGACGAGAUGAUUCUGGAGGAGACAGACUGGUACCUGCUGGAUCUGUUCCGACUGUGGUGGCGUUACGGCAUCAGCUUCAUACGGCUGCAGAUGUGGGUGGAGGAAAUAAUGGAGAAGUUCAUGAGGAUCUACAAGUACCAGGCUCAUGGCUACGCCUUCAGCUCGGUGGAGGAGCUGCUGGACUCCCUCGGGGGGAGCGGCUUCAUCAACAUGACCCGGCGCUCGCUCUCCGACUCGCUGCUGGAGCUGGGGGUGUCGCAGCGCUUCAUCGACGAGAUCAUUGCACCGGUCAUGAGGGUCAACUACGGCCAGAACGUCAGCAUCCCUGCCUUCGUCGGGGCCGUGUCCUUAGCUGGAGCCCAGAACAACCUGUGGGCGGUGGAGGGAGGAAACAAGCUGGUGUGUUCAGGACUUCUGAAGACGGCCAACGCCAACCUGUUGCGGGCACAAGUGGGCGCCAUCUCCUCAGUCCUCUCCGGCGACGCGCAGCAGUACCAGCUGAGCUUCAGCGCCGCCGCAGGCUCGGCAUCGGAGCUCUACGACAUUGUCGUCCUGGCAACACCCCUGCAGGACAGCGUUGGGUCCGGAGUCCUCUUCCAGGACUUCUCUCCUGCCUCCCACCCGCAGGAAGGCAGCUACCACAGCACCGUGGCAACCGUCGUCCAUGGUUACCUCAACACCUCCUUCUUCGGCUUCCCGGACCCACGCCUCUUCCCCUUCGCCACCGUGCUGACCAUGGACUCGCCCGACUUGUUCUUCAACAGCGUGAGCAGCGUUUGCCCGGUCAACAUCUCAGUGGGCUUCCGCCGCAAGCAACCGCAGGAGGCCGGCGUCUACAAAGUCUUCUCUCCCAAACCUCUGGACAAGAGCCAGCUGAAGAUCCUCUUCAGGUCCUAUUACUCGGUGCAGGUGACCGAGUGGCAGGCGUACCCCAGCUACCGCAGCAGCCAGAGGCUGCCGCCCGUGGAGCUGCACCCCAACCUCUACUACCUGAACGGCGUGGAGUGGGCCGCCAGCGCCAUGGAGAUGAGCGCGGUGGCGGCCAAGAACAUCGCCCUGCUGGCGUACCACCGCUGGAGCCGCCAGACGGACAUGGUGGACCAGAAGGACCUGAUGCACAAGAUCAAGACGGAGCUCUGAGGAGGAGGAGGAGGAGGAGGAAGACGAGAGCGGACGACUUCAGGGAGGGACGUCGCUCCGCUGAGUCAUGGAGCCGGAGAGAUCUCCCCAUCGAUCCAGAGCUUUAUUGGAUCGUGAGUCACCGAUUGCCUUUGUAGAUGGAAGGAGCCGAGAGGCCUGCGGCUGCAGCACGUGGGAGAUCAAAGGAAGCAGCGAGCUCCUCUUCAUUCAGGAGGCUGCUGGGACUGAGCCUGUGGAGAUCCUCAUGCUGUAGAACGAGAUGGACCCAUGUGGGAGCUGUCGAGGACAGUGGCUCAAGAUUGGUGUUGUGUGUUCUUCACCGAGAGGGUCAGAGGUCACGCAGACGAAGGGCCCGCCCCAGAAGAAUGCGGCCCUCAAGAUCAGACAGUAGAAUGUGAAGGAUGCUCGGGAGGACGCAGAGAUGAGCACUGACAGAGGCGCCGUGGGGCGAGAGACGGAACUGCUCCGGAUCCACCGGGCCGUCGUGUUCGGACCCAAACGCGUCACUGUGAACAAGUGUUUCAAUGUUGAAUAAUCCCACAGAGUGAUUCGUCCUCGACAGCGCUGGCUCCCUGUGUCGCUCCGUCUUCUCUCCGUCCUCGGCAGACGCCAGAAGUGACAGAAGUGAAUCUAGUGUUUGUUUCAUUCUCUAAACAAUGAAGCAUUUUCAUGUGAUCACACUCGCACACACACACACCUGCCUGCUCAAACAGGGCCCAACCCGACGAGGUUCUGGUGCAUCACAGGACUCACUUCCUCCUGGCCUCCCGGUGACCUUGGUCCGUCAGUCUGAUCCAGUCCCGACUGCGAUGAAGGUUUUCCCCGCCCCCUGUGGUGCUUGUUGGUCAUGAAGGUCUGUAUUGUGGAGGACCACCAAGUCCAAGGCUUGAUGUCUCGAGGAUCGUUUAGAUGCAAAACAAAAUAAAUAAAUCAAUGAAGGAUAAAUUAAAUUUGCCAUCAAAUGUAAAUGUUGGUUUAUAAAAUUGAAGUUUCUUCAGUCAUUCAUGUUUCCAGCAAUACACUUUGUUCAUGUGUGUUUGGGGGGGGGGGUCAUGUGUCUGCCAUUUUUUUUGGCGAGGCCUUUCGUCUUGCCCUCAUGUUCCGUCCACAUCGUCCUGGUCUGCUGUGAAGGCCAGUUUGCUGCGUCUCUUUCAUCUGGUGGAGCCAUGAUCACUGACCUUCACUGAGGCACGUGAGCCCUUCACUUCUGUGGAUGUUUUGCUGAGGUCUUUAUGACCUCCAGGUUGAGCGGGUUGUCUUGGUCUGAAGCUCCUCCCCUCCUUCUGUAGCUCAUGGCUCUCUGUGGGUCGCUGGAGUCCCAGGACCUCCAGUUACCAUUUUGUUUUCCUCAAAAUAAAAUCGAAACUGUCAUUUAAAACUGCGUUUUGUUCGCAACAAUUUACGUUUCCAUGCGGCUGGAGCUUCACACCUCACUUGGAUCAGUGCCUCCUCAGGAGUGGUGCAGAAAGCUGAGUUCUUAUCCCCCCAUCUGUCCUGUCUCACUCGGGAGCCUCCAGGAGACACUGGAGGCAGAUCCACUGCUCCAGCCACAGGCCAGUCCUGCCGGUGUGGGCUUCUUUACUGAGACGGCUGCCCCUGUGACGCCCAAUAUCAGUGAUAAAAUCCCAGCGUUUUCAGCCUUAUUUCAUUUUGUUACAUCACAACAGCCCUAACACGUGGAAUUUAUAGCUGCAUCCCCUCACCAUUGUUCCCAAAUUCCUGAUUUCAUGUUCCAUUUUCCCUGCCACUUCCGGCUGAAGGCUAUUUAUAAACAAGCGUCCUCAUCAUUCAUCUCAGCGAUAACUUCAACAUAUUUCACUGCCAGAAAGCCUGGGGUUCCAACCCUGCGUGGGGACUUUCUGACUCAAACCGGAGUCUGGCUUGAGCUGUGCCCAUCAUGUGGAACAAGAGGUGGUUUUACUGCUCCUGGAAAUCCCACUAACUUCAUGCUUGAUUCCUGUUCCUUCUGCUGCCAUGUGGCCGUGUUGGGCCGCGGGUGUGUGUGAGGGCCACCAUGCUCCUGCACCGAGUCCAUCCACUCUGAGACACUUCUGGACUGCAUUCACAGUUCUGCUUCUGACCCACACACAGAUGUCCAGUGUUUCUUUAGUGGUGUUCUGUUUCAUUACUUGCUCCAACUUCAGUUUCCUUUCCAGAGAAAUGGGGGCGGGGCCUGACGGGACCAGCCACCUU